AUGGCAAACUUAGCGGCAGCAUUUUCUGGUGUUUUUACUAAAUCGAGAGCAGUGGCACUUCUUCAAUACACCUCAGUUCGCUUUCGACGAAAACCACGCUGGCUCGGUACAGCCAAAAGCAAACUGUUUCGUGUGCCGGAACGCAAGAAACAGAUCGAGGAGGAGAUAGAAGAGCUAAAACGAUUGCACAAUAACUAUCGCACUCAAAUGAAAGCGGUACGCAACUUUCUGCGUGAUGAGGUGGAAGCGUACAAGCUUGUUUCUCGGGCCGGUCUAGUACUGCAAACUCCCGAACAAGAGGAAGCGGAAUGGCAAGAAGCAUUGCGCAGAAACGACGAGUGGAACCAGCAAACAGCUGCUAAACGUGAAGAACGGUUGGCUGUAGAGCGCGCGGCUCGCAAGGAGUAUAUACUGGAAAGGAUAGUCCUGAAGGAGCAACGGGAAAUAAAUAAAAAGGAGCAGGUUGAAGCGAAGGUGCGCAUGGAGAAAGAACUGUCGAAAACAUUCAUCACGCGCGAAAACAUCGAUAAGGCGAUCGAACUAGCACUGGUCCAACCUACCACGUUUAACUUUGCUCUAGACCGUGAUGGGAACCUGCAUCGAGUAGCGGAUACUCCGCCCAACGAUCCCAACCAACAAAGCUAG
Molecule: messenger RNA, 645 nt
Organism: Anopheles marshallii
Lineage: Eukaryota; Metazoa; Arthropoda; Insecta; Diptera; Culicidae
Gene: mRpS26
Product: probable 28S ribosomal protein S26, mitochondrial
Exons: 1
Coding region: 1-645 (214 amino acids)
Cellular component (GO): mitochondrial small ribosomal subunit
Source: RefSeq, a predicted model, not a curated record